AUGAUCAAGAUUCUUUUCCUGAUAACGCUGUUCGUAACAGCAGCCGUAGCAGUACCAUUUUUUUCGGAAAACAAUGAUGAUACUCUUGCGCCUUUGAUAUCGUCUCCAGGUGCAGAAGUUGUUCCUGACCAAUACAUUGUGGUAUUCAAAGACGAAAUUGCCGAGGAAAGAGUAUCUUGCCAUCACCACGACAUUGGUGGCAUAGUGUUUGAGGAAAGAAAGAAAUUGAAGCGACGAGGAUUUAUGGCUGACUUUAUUUCUGGAAUUAAGCACACUUACAAUAUCGGGAGUUUUAAAGGAUAUGCCGGCAAAUUCUCCCAUGAAGUUUUACACAAGAUCAGACAAAGCGAAGAUGUUGCAUACGUCGAAAAAGACCAAGUAGUUCGUGUGGGCGCAACUGAACCUGAUGCACCAUGGGGUUUGGCUCGCAUCUCUCAUCGUGGACGCGACGGGCCGAACAUAUACGAGUAUGAUUCAACUGCCGGCGAGGGUGUCACUGUAUAUGUAAUUGACACUGGAAUCUACAUCAACCAUACCGACUUUGGUGGUCGUGCCGAAUGGGGUGUUACUAUACCGGCAAAUACACCCGAUACCGAUGACAAUGGACAUGGAACACAUGUUUCUGGCACUAUCGCUGGAACUCGGUACGGCGUCGCUAAAAAUGCUAGACUUGUUGCUAUCAGGGUUUUCGACGCGAACGGGGUUGGAUUCAACAGCGAUGUAAUCAAAGGGAUAGACUGGGCUGUGACAGCACACAAUAGCCGAUCUGCGGAAGCCAGAAGAACAGGAGAAGUAUUCAAAGGAUCAGUUAUUAAUAUGAGUUUGAGAAGUGAUGCAGAUACUGCUGUCGACGCUGCUACUAAUGCGGCCGUCGACAAAGGAGUUGUUGUAGCUGUAGCUGCAGGCAACGAUGAUGACGACGCUUGUACCAAAUCACCUGCUCGCGCUGCAAAUGCAAUCACCGUUGGUGCUACUGGCGCUGACGAUACGAGAGCUUAUUUCUCAAAUUGGGGUCAAUGCCUCACGAUUUUUGCUCCUGGCGUAAACGUCUUGUCAGCUUAUAUUGGCAGUCCCGAUGCCACGAGAAUACUCCAGGGCACUUCUAUGGCAUCUCCUCAUGUAGCUGGGCUUUCAGCUUAUAUACUCGGUUUAACUUCGUCACCGUUAACUCCAACGCAAGUAAAAGACAGAAUCCUCUUUUGGGGCACACGAGGUAUUCUCAACGACGUCGGAACAGAUAGUCCAAAUCUUUUGGCAUUCAAUGGUUACAACCUAGGUAUACCAAUUUGA
This is a messenger RNA of Paraglomus brasilianum, 1290 nucleotides long. The record is from the annotation of a GenBank genome assembly. Lineage: Eukaryota; Fungi; Glomeromycota; Glomeromycetes; Paraglomerales; Paraglomeraceae.